This is a messenger RNA of Aspergillus glaucus CBS 516.65, 1401 nucleotides long. RefSeq names its product zinc finger-containing protein ZPR1 (gene zpr1). Bases 1 to 1401 code for a protein of 466 amino acids. The transcript is spliced from 2 exons. Gene Ontology annotation, molecular function: zinc ion binding. Gene Ontology annotation, cellular component: cytoplasm; nucleus. The record is from RefSeq and is a predicted model, not a curated record. Lineage: Eukaryota; Fungi; Ascomycota; Eurotiomycetes; Eurotiales; Aspergillaceae.
AUGUCCGGAGACGCUCAGACGAACGAUGCCGCGCAGUCGGCCUUCCAGAAGCCCGGUGACUUGGUGGACAGAAACGAGGAUACUGGUGUUAUGCAGCUGGAGAGUCUUUGCAUGAACUGCCAUGAAAAUGGAAUGACCAAGCUCCUUCUCCUUCGUGUUCCCUUUUUCCGCGACAUCAUCCUCGAAUCCUUCGAAUGCGAGCACUGCAACUUCCGCAACAACUCCGUCAAGUCGGCCGGUCAGAUCCAGGAGCAAGGAUCGAUGUACACAUUGAACGUGGAGGGCGACGAGGAUCUCCGGCGUCAGGUCAUCCGCAGCGACACCUCGACCUUCAAGCUCGAGUCGCUUGGUAUCGAGAUGCCCAAGGGCGACAGCCAGAUGACAACGGUGGAGGGUGUGAUCGCACGGAUCCACGACAACCUCGCCAGCGAGCAGCCGCUGCGCAAGGCCCAGGCCCCCGAAUUGCACGACGCGCUCGCUCCGCUCAUUGAAAAGCUCGAGAAGAUGAUGAACCGCGAGGAAUUCCCGUUCGUUAUCUCCCUCGACGACCCGACUGGUAACUCGUGGAUCGCGCCGAACCCGCUCGACAAGGGCGCCAAGUACAGGCGUCGCGACUACCCCCGUACCCACGAGCAGAAUGAAGAACUCGGUAUCGCCGGCGACGCGGAGGCCGUUGCUGCUGAGACCGCGGAGAUCGACGCUAACGACUCCGAAAUCGUUGACGGCAAGGUCUACAGUCUUCCCUCCGAGUGCCCUGGCUGCUCGAAGUCUUGCUUCGUCAACAUGAAAAAGGUCAACAUUCCCUUCUUCAAGGAAGUCUACCUGUGGGGUACCGUCUGCGAGCACUGCGGAUACCGUACCAGCGACGUCAAGACCGGUGGUGAAGUCCCCGAGAAGGGCAAGAAGAUCACCCUCCGCGUCGAGAACGAAGUCGAUCUCUCCCGCGACAUCCUCAAAUCCGACACCUGCGCCCUGCACUCCGACGAACUUGAAGUCACCGUCGAACCCGGUACCCUGGGCGGCCGCUUCACCACCGUCGAGGGUCUGCUUACCGAAAUUCGCGACCAGCUGAAGGGCCAGAUUUACGAUGUCGACGACACCACUCAGACCGGAGGUGACAGUAUGGAGUCAUCUGACAAGGACAAGUGGGCGCGCUUCUUCUCCCGCCUUGACUCUGCCAUCGAGGGCAAGAUGCCUUUCGUCAUUACCCUCCAGGACCCCUUGGCCAACAGCUACGUCCAGGACCUGUGUGCGCCGGCCGCGGACCCCCAGCUUACCCUCGUGGAGUACACGCGGACAGACGAGGAGGAGGACGACCUUGGUCUGAAAGACAUGAAAACUGAGGGUUACGAGGAGGAUGCUGAGAAGAAGGACGAGGGUAAUGGCGAGCAGAAGUCGUGA